This is a messenger RNA of Acanthoscelides obtectus, 464 nucleotides long. The record is from the annotation of a GenBank genome assembly. NCBI's taxonomy places the organism in Eukaryota, Metazoa, Arthropoda, Insecta, Coleoptera, Chrysomelidae.
AAAGCUGAUUGGUGAUAUCAUGUACUUGAGAUAUCAGUAGAUUGAGAAGGGUAGGAAGAUUCCACAUAAGUUAGAAUGUUAGAUUGGUGCCUGUACUUGUAAUAGAGGGACAGUAUUGUGUGCAAAAUAGAUACUUUCUUGAAGAAUGAAGAGUAUUAUAGUACUUAUAUUCGUUGCUAUCACUGUCGUGGGACUAGUGAAUGCUGAAUGCAUAGUCGAUGAGUGUGUGAAAUCAUGUCAACAGAAGGAGUACAGCUCAGGGCAGUGUACCAACCGCUAUGGACUGGAUCGUUGCGUCUGCAUCGGUGGCCACCACAACAACGACUGCGAAACCUACUGUCAUGAAAUAGGAAGGCAAGGUGGCACCGAAUGGUAUGGAAAAUGUAUAUGCGCUUAAGGAAGUUUAAGAUACAAUCCUUUUUCUGUCAUACGAUGUAAUAAUAGAAUAAAACAGAUUGUGUGAA